Cydia strobilella is the source of this 7645-nucleotide messenger RNA. RefSeq names its product RNA polymerase II elongation factor Ell (gene Su(Tpl)). Gene Ontology annotation, molecular function: cis-regulatory region sequence-specific DNA binding. Lineage: Eukaryota; Metazoa; Arthropoda; Insecta; Lepidoptera; Tortricidae. Gene Ontology annotation, biological process: snRNA transcription by RNA polymerase II; transcription elongation by RNA polymerase II; positive regulation of transcription elongation by RNA polymerase II. The transcript is spliced from 13 exons. Bases 204 to 2075 code for a protein of 623 amino acids. Gene Ontology annotation, cellular component: transcription elongation factor complex. The record is from RefSeq and is a predicted model, not a curated record.
UGAGGAGCGCUGCCAACAAAGGCCGAGUCGAUGGGGUUACAAAAAGAUUGUUAAUUUGGACUUCAAAACCCUUUGUUGUUGUAAUUAUUAUUAUAAAUAGGUUGUGAAUCUGUGAUUACUGUUAAGAAAAAUGUGUAAAUGAUAUGAAACGUGACGACUAGCAAAGGAGUCAGCUGGUCCACAGUGCGAAUAGUGAAUAAGAAAUGGCGGCCUUGCCAGCAGGUGUUCAGUAUGGGUUAUCAUCAGAGUCUAGUUAUAAAGAAAAUAAGGAACUAGUGUUUGUGAAACUUACGGAUUCAGCUCUGAAAGCUAUAGAAGACUUUAUUAGGAAUAAUAGGGAUAAAUUGGCAAAACCUACGAUACAGUUCCUACCCGGAAAUGAAGGGAAAAUCUCAAUUCCGGCACCCGCAACUAGCAAUGGUCCGACUCAUGAAUCUACGUUUCACUUCAGCAUCAAUAGUAAUGCGGAAAUGGAGGGUCCACAGGGUUCGUUUGAGUGCGUCAGGAGCGGCGGCGCGCGGCGGCUGGAGGCGUGCGGGCCGCUGCCGCGACGGAUGCGCGUGCAGGCCAACGACGACUCGUACGAGGCCACCAAGGACCGCAUGGCGAGAACUGUGGCCGCCGAACAGAGUAAAUGCACCCGAGUGAUAAAACCGAACCAAACGGACAUCGGUCGGCGUGUAAAAGUGCGCUCCUCCCAUCCCCUAUACUCGUCCGGGCCCGCGGCGCUCGGGGCCGAGCGGUCCGAACGGCCUGACCGGCCCGAGCGGGUGGAUCGGCCCGACCGGCCUGAGCGGCCCGACCGGCCCGACCGGCCCGAUCGGCCCGAGCGGCCCGACCGGCCGUCGACGACGCGACCGGCGCCGACGCCCGCGCCGCACCCGGGCGCGCUGCAGCCGCAGCUCCCCAACCAGCCGCAGAGGCCCCCUCAAAACCCGCAACUCGCGAGGCGGUCCAUCAAAGAAAGACUUAUACAGUUAUUAGCAUUGAAACCCUUCAAAAAGCCGGAGUUAUACUUAAGGCUCAAUCAAGAGGGAAUCAAGGAGAAGGAACGCAGUGUGGUGAACAAGAUCCUGCCUCAGAUAGGCUCGCUGAAGGACAACUGUUAUCACUUACAUAGGCACAUAUGGAACGACGUCAACGAGGAUUGGCCGUUCUAUACCGAGGAGGAGAAACGCAUACUCAAGAGGCGGAAACCUCAAAAUCUAACACCGCCCGUGUCGAGCGACUCCACCAACUCCCUGUCGCCGCGCGCGUCCCCCGGCGCACCCGGCACCCCCGGCUGCAAGCGGCCGGGCGGCGGAGGGGGGGCGGGCGCGGGGCCGGGGCCGGGGCCGGGGGCGGGGGCGGGCGGGGAGGAGCCGCCCGCCGCCAAGAAGCAGCGCAUCUCCCACUACCGCCGCCCCAGCCCGCCCUCCUCCGGCUACGCCACCGGCAGCUCCGGCGCCUCCUCCGGCGAGCGCCACGCCUCCGACAACGAGGACGACCGGACCACAGUCAAAAAGGAUAACGGCUACACGCUCAGUUUUAACACUGUUAAGGAGCUUUGUCCGAGUCCUGUGAAGACGAACGGUUAUAGAAAUAGUCCCCCAGUAGAGCAAACUAGUAUCACAGAAAAAGACAUCACAAAUACGGAACCCUUAGAAAAUACUGAAUUAACGUCGGGGCCCGAUGAGACCAUGACUGAUGUGGAAGAGAUUGAAAGGCAAUACCCGCCAAUAACGAGUUCGAGUACGCGGAGAGCCUACAAGAACGAGUUCGCGGAACUAUACACCGAGUACCAAUCCCUAUACGCGCGCGUGGCGCAAGUGGCCAAACUGUUCACGUCGCUAGAGCUCCAACUCAAGCGCGCGCCGCCACACUCGCCGCACCAUCAGAGCAUAGAACAACGCAUCGUGGAAGAGUACCGGCGCGUGCAGAACGACGGCGAGUACCAGGCGCAGAAGCGCCGCGUCAACUACCUGCACCGCAAGCUCACGCACAUCAAGCGGAUGGUGCAGCAGUACGACCAGCUGCGUAACUUGAAGUCGGAGCGCUCGCGCGUGCCCAGCGCGAGCACGACGCAGGCGUACUGACGGCGCCGCGCCGUCUCGCCCGCGCGCCGGCUGUAGCGUCUCCGCCGGUACGACAGUGGUCACGGUCAGUACGAGUGCGAGCCGACAGUGAGUGCCUUGUGGAGUGCCAGUGGCAGUAGGAGCCGGGACAGUCCGCCAUCGUUCUAUUCUAAACUAAACAGUCCGCAGUCGUGGUCGCGUUUCCGAUCUAUUUUUACACAGUGCCAUUAUCGUUUGCAGAUUCGCAAUCGUGUGGACUGAACGCGUAAAUGUUUCGUUAAUGAUUUUAAGGAUUAUUAUUAUAGUUUUAGUGAUCGAAUUCCAUCUCAUCUUAGAACCGCGGUCGAGGUCCGAGCCGUUCGCGACGGUCGACAUAUCUGAUAUGGAGAUUAUUUUAAGUUUUAACGUUCUUCCAUUAAUUUUACACGACGCGCCGACCUCGGCCGUUCAGAAAUGUAACGCAUGACUUUCCCGUGGUGACGUUAACGUCUGCACCGUCACAAACUUCCGAGAACACGCAGUGCAUACAUAACGAUAAAAUUGUAAUUAUAAAAAUAGAGCAAAUUAUUUUACAUUACGAGCUUUUAUAUAAAUUCACUUCGUAUAUUUCUUUAUAUAUUUGCUGAUAUUCGCCCGCUUCCAGUGUUUAUAUGUUAAUUCGAGGGCGAUACGAUAAAGUGCCGUCGACAAAAAAGCUGUAUCGAAAAUGAAAUUAUAAUAUGAACUUAUUUUUAAUAUUUAUAAAUCCUGUCGAUCAUCUUCUUUAUGAAACUGUCUCUCGCUUUUAUAUACAUAAAUAUAUUGAAAUGUAUAUAUUAUACGUACAAUUCUACUUACAUAAUUAUUUUCUACGUCAGUAACUUACCAUAUUUCCAGUAAUAUCAUUUCAAAAUAGCAUACAGUAAAAGUGUGGGUCAUACGCAUUAAAUACCGUAAUCAGAUGCUGUAACACAACGUUCAACUUGCGUUAUGGCGCCAACGUUAACUUCUUAGAUCUAUUGCUUUGUGUAAAUUAUAUGAAUAGAAAAACAAAUUAUUAUCUACAUAAUAUAGUCCACUUGAUAUUUUUUCGUCCACAUUUUAUUCCAUUCGGAAAUAAUUGCCGUCUAAUGUUGUUGUUGUCCAAAUGAAAUUUGCUUAUACUGAUUAUUUAAUUAUUUUACUAUUACCAACAAUUUUGACAAGUCAAUUUGAAGACUAUUGGCCUUGGAAAACAAUUAUAACAUCUUAAGUCGGUUCGUAUAUUGUCAAUAUGGUCCACGAUCCUUUAGAUGCCUCGCCGUUUGGAAGGUUAAAUCCAUCUUCGUCCCGUCUAAGGAAUCCAUCCAUUAUAAGAUGGACGCUUGUUUUGUUUUAUGAUAUCUUGCCCAGGUUCGUGUUGUAUAUAGUAUUUAAAUCGAAUGUCCCGGUAUCCAUCGCGUGGCAUAUAUAAUAAUGUCCUUAUUGUGUCUGCACGUUUAUUUGUCUUCUAAUCGCCAUUGAACGAUCUUGUAAAUAUUAUAAAACGCUUUAAAGUUCUUGAGAUUGACGGUCGAUACUGACUGCUUUUAAGGUUUGAAAUCUGUUAAAAUUCAAUACAACUAGUUAGCAACAACCGGCCAGUGUGAAACAUCCAGUAGGAGUAAGAAAUUAUUUUGGUCCUCUUCGGAAAUACCCUCCAGAACACAAUAAACUUUUAGUACAUAUAUAGUGUGCUCGGGCGAGGCGGUGGUAGUUGGAUGACAUUUGUUCAUUGCGUUAUUAUUACUAGACACAGAAUAAAUAAUAGUACUAUGUAUAAAAGAGUCACUCUCUAACAAAACGCUUCUAUUACGACCGCUAGGUGGCGCAAGCGCGAACAGGCGUCCGUUCCGUAGCGGUGCGCGGAAAUUACUAUGGCUACACCCCAGAAUUGGGGGCGGCCGCAUGUACUUGUAGCGGCGCGACGAAAUCGCGGAGUGAGUCACGCCUGCUAUAGAGACGAUAUACCAAACAAUGAAAUAGGGUAUUUGAUUGUAUUUAAAAUAAUUUAUUUUACAUCAUGCAUGAAACAAAGUACCAGAAGAUUAAUAGAGAAACGUAGACAGCAGUUAUUUUUAGACACAAUUUUUAUUUUAAAACUCGUAUAAAACUAAAGAGUAGGUAAUUUGAUUGUGACGUGACAUGCUAGUGUUUCAUAUAAAUUCCAUAGUAGCAAAAUCGUUUUCACAGUUCGAAAAAAGAAAUUGAUUUGACUAGUAGCAGUAAUACCCUAUUGUCGCAAUCACAACCUGUACCACGCGACCAAAACGUCGUAAGCGCCGUAAAAAUUCAUGGCGCUUACGCAUUUAGGUCGCGAGAUUUACGCUCCGUUUCUAUGGCUUGAUACCAAAACGCCAGCUACUCGUGGCGCAAAAUACUGGUUCUCUGUGCUGAUUCUAUACGUUAGUAAUAAUAGUUCAAUGAAUUUGUUGGAAAAUCUUAAGUCACAAUAUACAUACUUGCACGACAACCUUUAGCCCUCAACUCCCAGGAGUCUAAAUUUGCCAGUAAAAAACCGACCAAAUCUAAUUAAAAUACUGUUGAAAUUCGUUUGUUAAAGAAUCAAAAAUUAACUCAAAAUUUUCCUAAUAGGGUUAAAGGUUUGUCAUAUUAUACGUAAGAACUUGGCCACCGCCGCCAGCCCGGGCGUGAGGAGAGCCGUCUUGCAUAUUUUGUCCUGAUGUUAACGUCCAUAUUGAAAUGAUUUAUAGCGUUAAGUAACUCUGAUUUUAUUGUUGAGCGGCAACUUCGCAGGUCCAGCUCAUUCCAAACGCAUAUGAAUCAAUUCUAAGCGCCAGAAGCGUCCUAAAUUCUAAUGUCAUUUAAUGUACAUAUUAUAUAUUUCUUUGUUAUUAUAUGCGUAUACGUAUUAUUAUCAUUGUAACAUAAUAAGUAUGAUGCAAGCAUGCAUAGGUUUACGAAACCUUGUUGAAGGAUACUGUUUCGGUUAAUUUUGUCAAUUAUUGUGUCAAAAUGAAGUUGCUAUUGUUUGACUAUAGGUAAUUGUCAAUUGUUUUGGAGCUCGCACGAGCGGCUCCAUUACGACAUGCAAGUUGGUUAGUCAAUUCAACAAUUGCGCUGGCGGCCUUUAGUUGCUCAGUUAAUAGUUGUCGUUUUAAUUGCUUUUUACUCAUUAAAAUGCUCAAUGUUUGUGGUCAUGAUAUUAGAUAAUUUUCGUUGGAUUUUUAUUUAUUAGUAUUUAUUUCACUAUCAUUGUAAAUUUCUACACUUUGCCCUUUUCGCGUUUUAUUCAUCAUGACAUCGCUUGCCCUUCUCACAUUUAAAUUCAGUAUCGAAAUGAUGAAUAUCAUCACAAUGGUAAUAAAAUGGUAAUAGGAAACUCAAUCAAAUCGAUAGGAACAAACGUUAAAAAUGUUAUUGUUACCACUAGUUUAAGCACUGAAUUGUUUUAUUAUAAUUAUUUGUUUCACAAUGAGAUACUGAUUGCUUGUGUUAGUAAUUUCAGGGAAAUUGUUAUUUAUUGAAGUGGAUAUUGUGUAAGAUGCAUUCCAUUUGUCAGAACCGUUGAUUAAGCACUGUUCAUUGACGCACGUGAUUCAUGAUCAUGACUAGUGUAUGAGAACUAGAAGUAUAUUUUUACAAAGAUUGAAUAUCCUCUCGUAGACGAAGCUGGUCUGUAAUCUGCUUGACGGGAACACGAGACUAGCUAGUGCCGAUGCCGCCAUGUUGGCCCGUCCGCGUCUCCUGUUGCUGUCAAUCUAACAUCGACUCCUUUCAAAGAACAAUAUUUUGUAUGAGAUAAAUAAGAUAUCCCUAAUGUUGAAAUUCGAUACAUUGUCACAAAGGGAGGAAGAAAACGUCAAAUGUUGCUCGAUUGUUACCGAUUAAGUAAUUAGGAAGUUAUGUAUUUUGUCAUAUUUCUUAUACAAAGGAAAAAUAUCUCAAUGAAAUAUCAUAGUCCAAUGUAUAUAUUUAGAGUCUAGUAUCACAUCUUUUUAAACUGAGUUAGAUCUAAUUCCAGAUAUGUAUUGUUCUUUGCGGCAUGACAAACGCGCCACGUCGAUGGUGCGUUCACGAGCUUGACGAGAUGAACGUAUGUAUGUAGCUUCCUUCAAGCGAGUGAACGCACCACAUUUGUCGACCGCGAGUCACGUUGACCCCAUUAUUAACCAAGCAAUGAAUCGGGCCUAUUUAUAUGAUACAGAAUAUUGUUAUCGGGUGGCUAAUUUGUCAUGUGCAAACUUAAAGCGUUAUAUUAGCUGAUAUCGUAGCGGCUAAGGCGGGCGUUACAUAAAGAUCCUUACUUUUAUUUUUAGAUAUAGUUGAGUUUGCGUAUUCUGAUCAAAUGUUAUUGUAAAUUUGGUGUACAGUAGAGUACGUGGAACGGAGCGGGGGGGUCGCUGCGUCUCUCCACAUGCCACAUGUAUAUAGUAUACUAUAGACCGUCGCCGUGACCGCAGCGGGCAGCGGACGGAGCGGAGUGAGCGGCCGCGGAACGAUGCUGCGAUAUUCCUUGUGCCCCUCGAAAUAUCACUGCAUUACACGAGUCAAGAUGUAUAGACGAUGCGGUAUCGGUAGUGUUAUUGUGUAUAGAUGUGUUUAUACAAGCUCGAGUCGAGACUUGCCAGCCGGUUCGAGCGAACGACGACUUGCUAUGAAUCCUGACAUCGGCUCACGUUAAUUAGCUUUUAAAUAUUUCAUCAAAAUAUAAAAUACACAAAAAAAAAAUGGAUAUAAAUUUCUCGACCAAGUACUGGUUGUUUUUAAAUUAUUAAAAUGUAAAAAAAAAUUAGUGUAUAAACAAGUGUACAAUUUAUGAGUUAUACUUUUCUUUUCGGCAUUUCAUGUAACAGUGGAAGGGACCGGUUCCGACUGCGGUCGAGGGCUGCAGCCCUGUUGCGAUCCUACACUCUCGAAACUUAUAUGAUUAUGUUUGCAAUUACUGUUGCUCAUAUCCCUCUUCCAUUGCUUAAUUUUUGUUUUGUCAACUGACUAAGUGUAAUAUAUAUAAUUUUGUUAAGGCAGGGUAUAGAAGAGGUACUUUUAUAAUUUGAAAUGCUUGAUGAUUUGUUUGAAUGUUUAAAAUUGAGUUGAUUUUAUCCAUUAUGAAGGAAGUCCCGAUUAGUUGUUUUUUUUUUAUAAUUUGGAGUUCGAAUGAGGCAGCGGAUUAGAUUAUAAUUGUCAAGUUACCACAGAUACAAUAGUCAAGAGGUAGGCUCUCUUUGGCGUUGCCUUAACUGUUUGAAGCCGUUGGUUUGGGUCGCGAGCGACCCGCAGCGGGUAGUCAGUAUUACACCACGCAAAUCCCUUGAGCUGAAGAGAGGUUGUGAAACGUAUCGUUAUAAAAGGUACCUAUUUAAAAUCUGGACAAACAGACUAACUUUUAAAAGCAAUGUUAAUUUUUAUCGAUUAUGGGAUCAGUGCCAAACUUUUUCUCUUUCUUGUUUAGCUCAAAAUGUUGCUGUUUGGUUAGUCUGCCAUUUUGUGAAUAUUUUGUUUUGAUAGUAAUAUGUAAAUCUUUUAUAAUAUAUUUGUUUACAAUAAAUAAAUGACAACAUUAUAAAUAAAUAAAAUUGUAUUUUCCAUUUAAACUGAUGAAAAAAAUAUAAAAAGAAUAAUAUGCAAAGAAA